UCCCUAGGAGAAGGAGUUCUCCUUUCAUCAUCUUCCCCUUCUGUGCAUGGCAGCCGCUUGAACUUGCCCCUCCAAGAGUCAAGGACAAGACCACCCCAUGGAAUGGGCCAAGUGGACUCCCCAUGAAACCUCCAACCAGACCCAGGCCAGCACUCUCCUGAGGCUCCUACUGGAUGACCACACGGAGGGGAGGAACGACACCAGCUCCACCAGGGCUCUGAAGGUGCCAGAUGGAACUAGCGCCGCCUGGUAUAUCCUCACCAUCAUCGGCAUCUACGCGGUGAUUUUCGUCUUCCGGCUGGCCAGCAACAUUCUCAGAAAGAAUGACAAGUCCUUAGAAGAUGUUUAUUACUCAAAUCUGACCUCUGAACUCAAAAUGAAAGGACUCCAGAGCAAGGUCGCCAAGUGCUCCUCACUGACCAUCAGCAACAGAGCGGUGCUGCAGUCCUGCCAGGCCCACCUGGGGGCAAAGGGCGGGAGCAGCGGGCCCCAAACCGCAACCCCAGAGACCCCCUGAGAGUCAAGGCCAGGAGGCCUUCCCCAGGAUGGCCCCAGACUUCUUGGAGGGGAGCAGCUUUGGGUUUACUUGGAGCCCUUGAGUGGGUCUGGGGGUGCAUCGCUGACCAGGGGUGCUUCUGGUUGCUAGUUUGUGACCAGAGCCAGCCACCCAGUUCCUCCUCAGGCUUCCAGGUGCUUCGAGAAGAGAGAGCAGGGCAGCGGUUUCUAGCCAAAUUCAAUCUUCACUGGCAAAGCCUGUGCUCUGGGGAGGAGCACUGUUCCACUGUUCUCGGAGGAAUCCGGAGACUCCUGGGGGCAUACAAAGAGGUGGCUCCUUGUUAUGGAAAGAAGAGUGAACUUGGAGUCGAAUGUCCUGGGUUAAAAUUCAACUUCUCGGGAGUCACAUAAACUGAGCAGCUAGUUCCUCACUUGGGACAUCUAGGGUUUGGGAUGGC
This is a messenger RNA of Rhinopithecus roxellana (golden snub-nosed monkey), 953 nucleotides long. RefSeq names its product small integral membrane protein 34A (gene SMIM34). The transcript has 2 exons. The record is from RefSeq and is a predicted model, not a curated record. The coding region runs from base 98 to 517 and encodes 139 amino acids. Lineage: Eukaryota; Metazoa; Chordata; Mammalia; Primates; Cercopithecidae.